Molecule: messenger RNA, 255 nt
Organism: Trichoderma gamsii
Lineage: Eukaryota; Fungi; Ascomycota; Sordariomycetes; Hypocreales; Hypocreaceae
Exons: 2
Coding region: 1-255 (84 amino acids)
Source: RefSeq, a predicted model, not a curated record
AUGUCUAAGGAGACACCAAAGUAUCCUCCUGCCGUGGAAUCAUACAUGGGAGAUAACGAUGGCGAUCUCCCAUACAGGUUGACGGUGAUCAGCAACAAUGACAAUAACGACAGCAACAACAACAACGUCGAGGGCACCCAAGGAGGCACGAGUACUGGAAUGGGGAAGCAAGAGACCAACGCAGUGGCUGCAGACAAUUCGCCCAUCUCAGAUACUGGGACCUGGGAAAUUAUCAACCCUGGGGAUGGGAAUUAG